CAAAAGUUGGUGUAUGACCUUUGGUUAGUUUUUGGUGUUCAGACGUCCACUUCAGUGUCCUACUUUUGUUAUUUUUAUGCUGUUUACCCGCUUAUAGACAGGUGAUGAUAUCGAACCAACUGACUGGAACUAAUCUGGCUAUAACAAUUCGAAUUUCCUCAUAAGUUAACGCUUUCUUAUUCUUGGUUACUUGGGCAUAAAUAAUUCUGUGGCACAUUGAGAUGAGGUGUCAACGUAGAUAUUGGUCCUUGGUUUCGAAUUUUUGUAUUCACUGAUAAAUGCAAACCUCUGAAAUAUUCGUAUUGCUGUAUCUAACAGCUUGUUUUGACACUGUCUUUGGAUAGUACUGGUUCUACUAAAAUCGCGUUAAUCACAAUGGGCUACCCUAUAGCUUAGCGUACAAUGACGUCUGAACACAUUGGAGUUGUUGAUGCUCUCCCGUACUUCGACAAAGGAUACGAUGAUCCUGGGAUUAGAGAAGCUGCAGCUCUUCUCGUCGAAGAGGAGAUGAAACGAUAUAGACCAACGAAAAAUUAUCUGGAACAUCUCCCUUCUUUAUCUGGUCCUAUUCAAAUGAAAUUUGAGACUGAGGUGAUGAAAGCUGAAUUUGACAGGCUCUCAAAUCGUUUGCCUAUGGAAAUGCUAAGUAUGAAACGUUACGAGCUACCCCCACCCCCGGCUGGAAAAAUGACCGAUGUGAAAGCAUGGCAAGACGCAAUGGAGAACGCUGAAGCACAGUUAGAACACCAAGCAACAAGAAUUGAGAAUUUAGAACUAAUGGCAGAUUAUGGAUGUAAUGCUUGGAAGCAAUACAAUAAUGUUUUGGAAAGCUCUCUGCAAAUUUACGAGAAGGAACUCUUAGAAAUAAGGUAGUUUGUGAUUCUCCAUGACUAAACCCAGCUUGCUGGUCUUCGACAGCUAAUUAUAUAUAUGCACCGUUUCCAAAUCCAUCUCUUUAACACAACAUAUAGGAAGCGAGUAAGAAUUAGAUACUUAAUAAAAAGGUUAAAUAAACAGAUGGUAAUUUCGCCCUGCAGACAAAAUUUGAUGUAGCUCUUUAUUGCUGUGCAAAUGCCUGUGUCUGAUGCCGAUAUGAGGUAGUUGGCAGAGGUCCCCUAUUUUGUCUCUUGUGGUCAAGUCUUGAGAAACAAGUUCGUAAAAAACCCAGCAAUCAUGACCAGGGCUACCCUUUUGGUUAUGAAAUGUUUAUUUUAUGAGGAUUAAUGGUAUUAUUUAGCUUCCUGUAUGUGAGCCCACCACUUUCUGCUUGAAAAUAAAGUUUUUGAACUAAUGGGCCAAGCUCAAUUAACAUGUAUUCACUUUGUAAACAAAACUCGUAAAAUGUCGAAGUCACUACUCACACUAAAAAAUCAAUCCCUUUCACUAAUUCCAUGCCCUAUCCCUGCUUUCGUUAGUUUGUUUCCAACUCUAAAUUAGUCAGUGGCUGAGCUUAUGUCGAGGUGUGACUAACAUCAUUCUAUUUGAUAGCAGUAUACGUUAUCUUAACGUUGGUUACCAACGUUCCAUAAUGCACAAAUACAUCCGCCUUGUCCCACUGUCUUGGAUUUGGGUAGUCUGUUUUACACUUUUCCACCCUACUGGUUGGGAUGCAGAUGCCUUAACAUAUGUAUGUAACUCAGGUUGACAAAAGCUCUUUCAAACCUUGUGAACCCGCGAGUCACUAAUAUGAGGGCUUCUGUAAUACCCUUGGUAGAUUAUGUUGUUUUCGCACCCAAAGAUUUCGUUCAUUAAUCCUAAAAAUAUUUUCGUUCAUAUCAGCCUAAAGCAUAAUUUUAGACAGGUACGGAGAGCUGAGAAAAUUUUAAGAUUUAUGUCUGCAUCUAAAAUUAUUAUAGGUUGACCAAGUAAUGUCAGUUUAUUAGUCUCCGUAAAGUUAGAGCUAACCAGGGCUGAAUUCGUCAGUAUAUUUAUAAAGAAGCCGAAACUGAUGGCGCCCGGCAGUAUUAUCUGAAGUACUCAUCAGGAGAAGAUUCCCCAUAUGUCCUCGCAUGACUGCCUGUACUCCAGUAGAAUGCUUUCAGAAGUAUGAUUAGUAUACUUCUAGCACUGGUCUCAUGUCAACAAUUACAGCCACCAUAGGAAGCUACGGAAUGUUUUUAUUCAAAAACUUUGGUGAAUGGUUAGACUUGACCGACAGAUCAUCGGUCGGGCUUAUAACUCAAUAAACGUUUUCUUUUCGGGUAUCCUCCUAAUUUUAAUGUUGGUCAAAAGCGGGCUAUUGUCUAGACACGUUGAUUUGUUCGUUUGUACAGGAUUCCUUCCCAUUUCUAUUUAACUUUGUCAUAGACAUGGUUUUAGAGAUAACAAUUAUCCUCUGGAUUUUCAGGGAUUGAUCUUCUACCAGGGGAUUCACUUGUUGACUUAAAAUGUGCAAAUGAUAUAGUUCUGUUCGAUGGAAAUGCUGAUAAAGUGUAAAAUCAUCUGAUCACCUUAAGCACUAAUCCAAGCAUUGUUUGGGAUGCCGUUUUCUCCCAUCAAAUACAAAACGUUACUUCAGGAUUGACUUGCGUCAUCAUCCUAAUUAGUGAUAGGGAGUGAAGUAGUUAGACAUAUCGACUGCUUCAAUUAUCUUAGGAGUUUCGUCGGUACUGGUGUAUGACGAAAUCUCAAAAUGGAUUAAAAGGGCUCGAUUAGCUUUUGCCAACUAGUGGCGCAGGCGAGAUAUCCAUCUCUCAACCAAAGGAGUUUAUUUUGCAGCAGUUAGCUCCGUUCUACUUUAUGGAUGUGAAACAUGGUCAUUGAUGAUAGAGAAUAUUCACAGGUUACUGGCAUUCGAUCAUAGCAAUACGUAAAGAUAGGAAAUCGACUGGGGUAGUAAAUCCUCAUAAACUGAGGUAAUUAGGAUGUUUUACGUAUGCCAGCCUACUUCCCACCUCGAUGGGCAUUGUUUUCCAGUACAGGCUGGAAAAAGAUAGGGGGACCAAACUAUAACAUGACAUCAGUCUGCGAAGUCACUGACAAUUGGACUUAACCAUACUAAAGGGUAUAGGCUACCUGGUUGGGGUGUGCGUGAUUAUCGCAACCAGUGGCUAGAGACUUUAAACGUCAUGGUUAAAAAUCGUUUUCACUGGCGCAGAUGCGUCCAUUCUUUGUCUUCUCCUGAAUUUUCCACAGCUUUGUUUUUAUUUCACUAAUUUAUAUUUUCUUUCCGAAGUGUAUCUCCGAUGCCUAAUCUUUCCUAUUACUGAUACUGUGACUACCUCUACUAUUCCACGAUUUGACCUAACAAUAUCUCUCUGUGCUAAUGGGUUACGGUAACUCGAACCGAUGUAUGUACGUACAGGUUCUACGUUGUGACUGACUGAUGUCCCUCCAGAAUAUCAGUCUCUGCUUAGGCAUUUUAAUCGUGCAUUAGUUUCUUUUUACUAAAGCCAAACUUGUGUUCUUACAAUAAGUUUCAUAUAUUUUGAUAAAAAUCCGCCUGAUAUCGCUUAAGAUGUUCCCCGUCGGUCUGCAAACUGGGAUAACAUGUCGAUCUCACAAUGUUACGGUUUCUUGCUAAAAAGCCACCGAUAGUUAUCAACUGGAUUUAGGUAAAGAUGCACCCUGGAACCUGAUAAUAUUUUAACAUUUACAUCUACAGAAUUGU
Schistosoma mattheei is the source of this 3610-nucleotide messenger RNA. NCBI's taxonomy places the organism in Eukaryota, Metazoa, Platyhelminthes, Trematoda, Strigeidida, Schistosomatidae. The record is from the annotation of a GenBank genome assembly.